Molecule: messenger RNA, 1601 nt
Organism: Botrytis cinerea B05.10
Lineage: Eukaryota; Fungi; Ascomycota; Leotiomycetes; Helotiales; Sclerotiniaceae
Exons: 3
Coding region: 594-821 (75 amino acids)
Source: RefSeq, a predicted model, not a curated record
GGAAAUGUCAUCACUCGCCGAUACUUUACACGCUUACUAGGGAGGCAUGCACGAUGUGUAAGUAAGUCGAAGUUUUAGUCUGGCGAAUUAACAUUAUGAACUCAUCAUAUCCAGUUUGUUUUCACGCCAGUCAGACUUUCAGUCAGGGUGGGGGGAUGUCACAUCUACCCCUUAAUACCGCCUGCAAACAAAUAGACCCGGAAGUUGAUUAGAUCAUCCUUUGGAAAUCAAUCCUUCUCUAAUGUUAGUGUCAUGAUUAUUUGUUGCAUGUCUACAGCAUAUGCAGCUAAUUCCUUCGCGGCGGUGGCACCUAAGACAUGGGGAUUGUGCCGUCUUGAGGGCGGCCCUUGACAAUGAAGCUCAGCAAAACCAGACCUCUUCUCCUUCUCGUGAUAUGAGCUUUCUAGCCUUGGCAACAUUAAAGAAAGAGGCGAGGAGGAUAUGAGGUUUUUGUUUAUUUGACCUUGUUUCGUUGCUAUCUUUUGUAUGAAUAAGGAUGUUAAUGUGGCACCCAAAAUUCUCAUGUACAACCAAUUGCCAUAAAUUAUUCUCCCGUUGAAUACUGCUCAUGCCUUUUCAAUACUUCCAUUGAAAUGGAAAAGUCUCUUCGCUCAUUUAACUUCACUCUGGGUUCUAGGCGGAACCACUGCCUUGUAACCAUUCAAUCUCUUUUUCUCGAGGUCUUCGCUCUCCUCUUCAAUACUCAACACUUUAUACAAACUCGAGACUUCCUCGUUUUACUCGAACCUCAUCUACUAUCUCUUUCUCGGAUGAAGGCACACCUAUACCUUCUCGACCACCACCUAUUUCUCCCAGAGUAAUUCUAUGCUUUGACCUUAGCCUACUCAUUGUGCCGUGUGCGAAACCAUUCCGGCUAUCCAUAUUCCUCCUCUACUUCACCUUUAUCAUUGGGCUUUUGGAUCUAAUCGAACCUCCGCAUUACACAAGCGAAAAUUUGAUCACAAGACAGCGUGGUAAUAAGGGGUACUGAAGAGUAUCUGUGCAUUCAUAUGCUCUCUUACGCGAUUCUAAAAGUAGUUGCUCUGGAGCUCCACGCUUUGGAAAUCAUGCUUUUCUUUCUUCGCUGCAUUGGACAUAUUUGACUUGAUUUAUCUAGUCGUGCUUGGUUUCCUUGGUGGAGAAGUUGGAUUGGCUUCAGGGUUGUCGUUAUCAGACAACCUCGACGAUUUGCCUGUCUUAUGUCAAAACCUGGUGUCUGAUGUUCCGAUAUAUGUGCUUUUCGAUGUGGAAUACAAGGUAAAAUUUCGAUUUUAUUCUGGCUGGUCUUUUGGGGACCGCUUUAUUAAUUUCAGGGUCGGUGGUAGAAGUAUUGCUUGAUUCGCGUUUCCCAGUUGUGCUACUAUGCAGCGAUACGAAUGGAUUCACCGAUUCACCAUCUCUUAACAUACUGCCAUUCUUCUCCUUCGUCAGCCUGGUGAGUGAGUGAUACUGUGAGCCCGUCGAACGAAACGGAUGUUUUCCGAGGCUGCAGUCUAUUCCUGCAAUCUCAAACCUCCCCCCCAUCUUUUCACAUAUCUUCUCUUUCGUUGGUUUCCGAUUCAUUGAUUGUCAAGUUAAUGAUGUUUUUUCUUCUCACAACA